Messenger RNA from Ruditapes philippinarum (Manila clam), 643 nucleotides. Its product is annotated as MICOS complex subunit MIC19-like. Gene Ontology annotation, biological process: inner mitochondrial membrane organization. The record is from RefSeq and is a predicted model, not a curated record. Lineage: Eukaryota; Metazoa; Mollusca; Bivalvia; Venerida; Veneridae. The transcript is spliced from 6 exons. Bases 94 to 528 code for a protein of 144 amino acids. Gene Ontology annotation, cellular component: MICOS complex.
GAAUAAUGUUGUUAUUGGUACGAAUUAUUGAAGGACGAAAAAGUGCAACCGCAUCCGGUCAAUUUAAUUGAAGAAGUAUAUAAUUUUUCAACAAUGGGUGGUUCUCAGAGCACUCGCCAAAUUGUUAUAGAUAACCAACCAAAUGCUGUUGUUAUUUCUGAAGAUGUUGAAAGAAGAUUGCUUGGUCAACCAGAAAGGAACACUUCAGGAGAAAGCCAAGAACUGACUCAAGAACAAAUUGAUGCCAUCAAACACCAAAUAGAAAAAGAAUACAGGCAAAGAAUAACAAAGGCUAGUUCAGAAACACACAGGAUAAAAGCAGCAGAGUUUGAACGUGCUAUACGAGAGGUAGAAGCGAAAUUUAUAAAACAAAGUGGUGGACCAGUCUGCCAGGAUCUUCAACAGGAAGUGUAUGAAUGCUAUCAAAAUAACAUGAAACAACCACUUAAUUGUUCUAGACAAGUUAAAGCAUUUACAGAGGCAGUACAAAAAGCUAGAGAGAAUGCCAUUAUGACAAAGCAGACGUGACACUGAGACAUCCAUCAUUAACGUGUGUGUGCAGACAUUUUAUAAAAUACUUGAUUGUAACUUGAUACUUCUCAACUUGUGCAUUAUUUGUUAUAUUAAAAUUACAUGAAACAAC